AUCUUGCAACACCGCUUCGUCGGUCGCAAACGCGGCAAGCUACUGCGUUCGAUGGGACUUGCUGAGAAAGACGACGUGCUGCACGUGAAGGAAGUCCUUCAGGACAUGAUCGAGUCCACGAAGAGACUAGAUGCAUUGAUGCAACGGUUGUGUCGAGCAAACCCCGAGCUUCGAUUAAACGCCUCCGCUGUAUGCCACCUCCAUGGUUACGCCAUCUCGUGCGCAGACUUGGAGCAACGUCGUGAGGAAUCCACUGCAGACACAUCCUUUUCCAGCUACAUUGAGCGCAUGACAAACGACCUUACCAAUGUAGCUCCGCAUGGGGGCUUCAAGCUCCCAUUGAAAUUGCUGGUCAAGGACCCCAUCGACUUGAACGCUAUACGAGACGUACGCGGCAACGACAAAGUUUCGUAUCGAAUCAACGACGUUGCCAUCGUUACCUGCACUUCGAUGAAGAAACUCAUCGAGGCCCUCGUCGCCCGCCUUCGUGCUAUUGACUGCACAUUAAGCGAUGCCGAUGUCGACAAACUAGCACAUUGCCUUGUGUUCAUUUGCCAAGACGCUGAUAGCCACAUCGCUCUUGCAGGCCAAGCCAUAUUUCCUUCAGUACUGGACGUCGAAUGGAAGACUGGGUCCAUUAUUGGUCAUAUUGGCGUGGAAAUUGGCAUUCAAGAGAACGCGUCGUGGGGUCUCGGCGUGUCAAUGGAGUGGCAUGCUGUCCUUCGCUGCAGAUCGGUCAAUGCCCCGAACGAGGCUCUUGGCCCAGUUAUUCGGGCACGCGGCGUUUGCAAUUUUUAUCGGGACGCAUCAUCUCCUAAAGACGUUCAAUUCAAAAUCACUCAUCACGACAUUUUCCUGAGUCAAGUGCCCACACCUACUGUGCCCCUCGCUUCUAUCGUUCGGUCCCAACAACCUCGUGUCCAGGCAGACCUUGUCGACGUCUACACUCUCCCUAACGACGUGGAUGCUGCGCCGACCCCGAUGAGUUUCCCAGCGUCGCUUGGGCGAACUCGCAUCAUUGCGUGUACCAGCAGCGCCGUUCAUACGUUGUUUCUGAGCGACUUGGGUCAAGUCUAUGCCAUGGGAUUGAGUCAGGAUGGUGCGCUUGGGAUUGGUGGUCUUGCUCCGUCGGCGGAAACUCCCCAAUUCGUCGAGUUUCCUGAUAUCCAAACGGUGGUCAUCCAAAUUGCCGCGGCCGGCAACGAGACAUUUGGAGCGCACUCCAUCGCGCUCACGUCGGAGGGCGUUGUAUUCACGUGGGGUGUGCGCAUUGCAUGCGGCACAGUUGGCGCUCCGCAAUGCGACCGUCCAGAACUCGUUCAAUUCCAGUCGGGAAAGGAGGUUGUGCCAGUUAAAUGUAGUCAAGUGGCAGCGGGUGUAUCGUUUUCGCUGGCGUUGACGGAUGCAGGUGAUGUGUAUGCAUGGGGAAAGUACCUGCACGGCCGAUUGGGGUUGGGACCUCCUCCGAAACGAGCAGCAACUGCUCGAGGUAUUCGACACGACCAACAGCUACAAAAGUUGCCCGCCGUCAUCCCCGAUUUAUCUGGCGUGAUCGAGAUUGCGUGUGGAGCAGCCCAUGCCGCGUGUGUCACCCAAGCAGGUCAGCUCUUCUUGUGGGGGAAAAACACCCACGGGCAACUUGGCGUCGGCCAUUUGUCCGACAUCUCCUCCCCCACUCUCGCGACAUUGCACCCUGCCGACAACAACCAUCACCACACAUCGUCCUCCAGCACCGCGACGCAAGGCGUUAAACACGUCGCGUGCGGUCGGGACUUUACUAUUGCGCUGGAUCAUGACGGGAGUGUGUGGGCAUGGGGGGCUGGGCUCACGAGUUCCGGACUACCUGACCUUUCUAUUCCACCAACGCCGAAGGAUCUGCCGCAGUGGACGUGGAUGCGUCCUUCCCGAGUCGCCGCGCUAGGCAAUCACUUUCAGUCUAUUUCGGCUGGUAGUUCGCAUGCUGGUGCGGUCACGACGCACGGGGAUGUAUUUGUCUGGGGAACAAUGCCUUCUGGAGUCAUCCAAGUUGUACCUACGCUCGUAUGUCCCACGCAAGUCGUACAAGGCAUAUCGUGCGGAGACAGGCAAACGUACGUCAUCGGAGGCGCCACGUUUCUUGGUCGAGCCAUGUACGAACUCUUGCGCCAUCGUCGUUGCAGCGACGUAGUCCUCCUUGUGUCAGGGAAGCGCCUUCCUGCCCAUCAAAUGAUCUUGUCGUACCGAUCACCCGUGCUGCGCAACCUCAUCGCGACGGAAACGCGCGAAUACAAACGCAACGAUAGCAACGUUCUCCAAGUUAUUUUGCCAUCGAUCCGAUACGACGUGUGUGCGCUCGUGCUCGAGUUCAUUUACACGGAUACGCUAUUUACACCCAUCGAUCCAUCGUCGUGCGUGCCUUCGGACCUUCGGCGCGCCGCGAUCGAACUGGAGCUUUCCGGUCUCGUGGCGCUUUGCGAUCGCUUUACAACAGUAUCUCUCGACGGUGCGCCAACGGCAAGCCCUUUGCCGGAGGCACCGCACACGGCGAUUGCAACGCUAGGCGAAUCCAUCUUGGAAGCCUUGGGCAGCGACCUGUUUGCUGACGUGGUGGUCGUCGCGGAAUCCCACCGCAUUCGAGCCCACAAGUGCAUGCUGACGAGUCGCAGCGAUUACUUUCGAGCAUUGCUUGGCAACGCCAUGCACGACUCGAUGUCGAUGGUUCAUGUGGAUGCGGCGUACGCUACCAUGCAACGCGUGCUCACGUUCAUGUACAGCGACAAGUGGGUGCGUCCCACAACAGAGGAAGCUCUUCUGGACGAUUUGGUGGCGGCUGACAAGUACGGCAUCGCCAGGCUCAAAGUGUUGUGUGAAGCGCAUGCGGUCGUGACGCUGGAAAACUGCAUGGAGCUCCUUGUGCUAGCCGACAUGAUCAACGCAUCGUUAUUGCAUGAGAAAGCGAUCACGUUCGUGUUGAAUCAGCUCCAUGUUCUGGCGGAAGCACCGUCGUUCAUUGAAUUCGCCCAGCAGUACCCCAAGCUCAUGCACGAGAUCAUUCAUCACCCGUCGACGAACAGCGACCGCAUGCUCUGGCGGUCGUGGGAAAUGAACGAGGCCAAAGCAGACACGCCCGACGAAAGCACGAGCGCAAACCCGUUGAUCCCGUUCGUGUUCCUUGUGGCCUUCGGAAUCAGCUACCUUCACGUGUCGGCCCAGUUGCCUCAAUUCGGAUCGUACAUCCCUCUCGUCAACGCCGCUGCCUUCGUCGCGCUCUGCGUAUAUUGCUUCCGAGACCUCAUCCAGACGUGACCUCAUUCUCCAUGCGACGACCGAAGACGGGUGAUUUAUGAUUAUCCGGAAGGCGGGAAAAACUCGAUAACAUUUCACAAUAAAAAGGUCCACAUGCCG
Aphanomyces invadans is the source of this 3384-nucleotide messenger RNA. RefSeq lists its product as hypothetical. The coding region runs from base 52 to 3285 and encodes 1077 amino acids. The record is from RefSeq and is a predicted model, not a curated record. The transcript has 23 exons. Lineage: Eukaryota; Oomycota; Saprolegniomycetes; Saprolegniales; Verrucalvaceae. Gene Ontology annotation, molecular function: protein binding.